This is a messenger RNA of Cloeon dipterum, 1717 nucleotides long. Its product is annotated as cingulin-like. The record is from RefSeq and is a predicted model, not a curated record. The transcript is spliced from 5 exons. Bases 89 to 1717 code for a protein of 542 amino acids. NCBI's taxonomy places the organism in Eukaryota, Metazoa, Arthropoda, Insecta, Ephemeroptera, Baetidae.
CAUGAAGUGAUUGUUAUAACUACGAAUUGUGAAGAGAAAACAUUCAAAUCGAGGGUCUGUGUGAGUUUGGCGAGCCCCCAUCGGUACAAUGGAGGCUGUGCGCUUGGAAAUCGAGCUGAGUUUGCUGCAGAUUAGGAAAUCUCGCACCGUGGAUAGUCUUAGAGCAAUGCUUGAGAAAAUUCUGAGCUUGGAGCACCAGGAAAACACAAGAAUUCUGUCUGUGGAUUUUUCUCCUAGUCUCAAGGAAAAAGUGGAGGCUCUGCACAGCGCUUGCUUAAAAUGCAGCGGCAUGCAGAAAGAACUUCUCGAAGAAGAAAAGUUCCUGAGUGAGUUCCAAAUAUCGCAGUUGCAGGGAGAAAAGGAUCACUGCUUCGAGGGCAAGAAUGCAACAAAAGCUAGAUUGGUCUCCUUGAAGAAUCAGUUGCAAAUCGCAAGCCACUUCGACAAAUCGUUGGAAAACAUGUGGAAAAACGCGGUGAGGAGCCUGUCAUCCGUCAAAUGUGGAAUCAAAAAUUUGAACGCGUCUGCUUGCGCUAGCGAGAAUCUCACACGAAGCUACCUAAAUCAAAGACUGAAGGAGAAGGCAGCUGACUUGGCCAGGCUGCAAAAAAACCGCAGUCACCUCGAGAAGCAGAAGCGUCUCCUGCCCAUAGACACAAGCUUAUUCAAAGUUGAAACUGAAAUAAAGGGUCUGACGCACCGAGCUCUGGAGGAAAUCGCUGAAGACUCCAUAGAAAAGCAACAAUUGAAACUGCAGUGUAGGAACUUGGCGGAAAGGAAACAAGCAAAAUUAGAACGCUUGGAGAGGGCCAAAGACGAGUUACAAAAAUUAAAGCACAACAAGGGAACAACACCGAGCGAGGAAGCUUUGGAAAAGUUUGACAAGGAAAUAUUCGCGCUGGAAGCUCGCAACUUGUCCCUUCAGCAGCAGGUGGACAAGAACGGCGGUUACAUCCAAAAGAUGAAGGAUGAAAUAGUCCAGUUGGAGUCUCAAAUCUCUUCAGAGAACGAGGCGAUGCAGAAGGCCGAAUCAGCCAGAGAAUCAGAAUUGCAAUUCUUGCUUGAUGAAAUUGCUGCUGCUGAAAAUAAACAAAUCUUGCUGAAGGAUCAAAACGCAGCUCUCAAGGCGAAAAUUGAGGAAAUAAGUUUGAAUGAAAACAAGACAGAUGUGACGAAAUUAGCUGAUAAGAAAGCAAAGCUGAAUGAUGAGUUGAAGGAAAUGCAGGCGCGUGUGGAGAAGAAAGAUGGCUCAAACCAAACCAGAGCCGCGAACAUCAAGGAGCUGCAGCAAAAGAUCGCCGCGCUGGAGAGGGAAAUUGAUGAGAGCACUGCACUGCGCGAAAAAGUGAUGACAAAAUACCGCUCUGAAAUGGAAAACCUGCAGGCAGAGAUUGCCGCCUUGGAGAGUGACUUAAAGUCUCUUUCAGAAGUUUCCAUCACAACGGAAAACAGUUUGGAAGAGUCCAAAAAGAACCUAACAGAGCUGGAAGCCGUUCUGGCUGGGAAGAAAAAGACGCAGGCCAAGCUGCAGCAGCAGCUGGAAGCAGUUAAGAAGGAGAACGAGCUAGCCGUGGACACUCUAAAUCUUUUCGAGGAAAGCAAGCAAGCCGAGGAGCAGGCGAAGAAAGAGCAGGCUGCGAGGGAUGCCAAGGUUCUGCUGCCCUGGCUGUGGGGCCGCUCUGGUGCGGAGGAUGUCAAUUCUCCGGAAAAACAUUAG